AUGCUGCGGCUUACCGGACUUGACAAUCACGGAAGUGGCGCCCUCAAUUUGUCCCUAUUCGUCAGGAGCAUGCUCUCUGAUGAAGCGAAAUGGCAGGCUAUCCAGGUAUUCUGUCAGUUUGUUUUAGGUUCAAAAGAAGAGGCAGAGCGGGCUCGGGAAAUAGAACCUGGGGCCCCUCAGAUGAGAAGAAGAAGAACAGGCAGGCGCAGGCGCGACUUCGUGCGUGCUCCGGACAACUCGCAGGUUCUCAUCCAGAGAACCAUUAGUGAGGAGACGAGGGUCCUGAGCGCCGAGAACCAGCAACUGAGGGAGAAGCUAGAAGAGCUCACGCAGAAAGUAGAGAAGCUGCAGAAGUCUUCCGGACCUCCAAACAUGGAGGAGUUAGAGGCGAGCAUCCUACGUAAGCUGGGAGACAGGGUGAAUGCCCGCAUUGAGGGGCUCGAGCCGAGGCUCAACCCUGCGCCGUUGCUUCGGCCUCCGCUGGCGGCUGACAAGAAGAGAAGGGAAAAGAAGACUGACCCUCAGCCUGAAAAGGAAAUGAAGAAGAUUACUAAGGCGAAGAGUAACAAGGAGGAUCCAAGGCCGCCGAACCCAGACUCUCUGGAGGAAACCUGGGCCACGGUGGUCAAAAAGAAGAAGAAGAAGAAGGAAAAGUCGCAUCCGCAACCGGCACCGGGAAAGGCAACCAAAGCCAAGAAGAGUCCCAAGGCUAAGGCGAAGCCUAAACUCAAGACUCCCCGGUCGUCGGCAAUAGUCCUCACCCUCACGGACGUGGGAAAGGAGAAGGCGAUGCUGAACUAUCAGAAAACCCUGCUCAUCGCGAGGUCUAAGAUAGAUCUGAAGGAGAUCACGGGUCUGGAGACCCUCAGAGUCCGCAAGGCGGCAACGGGGGCCACAGUGCUGGAGCUCCCUGGGGCGAACAGCGGCUCCAAAGCCGACGCUCUGGCUGAAAAGCUGGGGACUUUGUUCGGCGAGAAGAUGAAGGGGCUCCUAUGGAAACAUAGGCAGAAGAAGGCCAAGACGGCGAUACGCGCGCGCAAGCUGUGCGACAUCUGCCCUCGGCUCGGGGCUGGGCAAAGGCUUAGCUGA
Molecule: messenger RNA, 1089 nt
Organism: Leptosia nina
Lineage: Eukaryota; Metazoa; Arthropoda; Insecta; Lepidoptera; Pieridae
Source: the annotation of a GenBank genome assembly